CCUUCUCACUGAGGAAUAAGCUCUCAUGAGCUCGAACCGUGCAUUUGUAAGUCUCAGCGCCGCUCGUGACGAGCGGAGCGGAGCUCGCAACGAACACCGCUGUGAUACCGCAAGACUGCGCGCUGAACAAGAGUGAGCCUGUCGCCGAGCACCUCAUAUACUCUCACGCCAUGAGGAGGCCCCGGUCUCAGCGUUGAGGUGCACACGUCCUGGCUCCCGGGACCUCGUGUGCAGGAUGAGGACAUGGAGUUUCGUUCCCGAGUAACUCAUGCCGAUUCGACGAGGCGGGCCCCACCGACCCACAUUUCGGAAGCCCCCGAAGAACACACCAGAAUGUCGAGGGAAUGUCCAAAUUUCGGAUCUGCGAUCUGCGAUCCGACACUCCGAAGCUCUCUCGUUUCUCAAUUUGCAGCAUGUGCAGUACGUGCACGCAUAGCUUCGGGCAUAGCUCGGGGAAUAGGGGGGGAAGGAGAAGCCCCUCAGAUGUGGGGAACACGUGUGGCGUCCCGGGCCCCACCGUCUCCCGUGGGUUCUGGAAGUGGCCAGCUGGCGCGUGGCGAGCGGCGAUGGGUCCACGUGGCCAUGUCGAGAGAGGGCUAAGGGAGGAUCUGAGGGACCUUCGCAAUUGUGUCCAUGUGGGGAAUGUCCCUACUCGUCUCCUUCGCCAUGUUCCCCUUUCCAUGUCACGAAGACGCGACGGGAGUGCGUGUUCUCCUGCUUCCCCACAACGCAACGCUGUGCCGUCGCGCCAGAACGCGCUCGGGCUCUCUCUCUCUCUCUCUCUCUCUCUCGACAUGGCCCUCCCUUCCUUAUAAGCCCCCACGCGCACGCCGUUUUCUACAACCUGCUCUCGAUCAUCUAUCUGCCACGGACAGACGCAAAGGGAGAAAGAGAGACGAGGACACAUUCAAAGCCAACAAAUUGAGAAAUUGCAAUCUGGUUACAAACACACUCAUUCCCGCCUACACGCACAGCUGGUCAUAAACCAGAGUUUACAGAGAGAGCGGAAAGGAGAUCGUCCGUGAAGGAAGAGCAAGAGAAAUUCUCUGGGAUACCGUCGAAAGCAGACAGACGAAAAAUCCGUCGGGGAGAUUUUGCAAGGGAUUUUCUCAGCGAUUCAAUUUGUUCGUAAGACGCAGCUAAGUGCGUGGAACAUGACUAACCAUGGGGCACGGGGUUUGGGCCAUCGGUCGGCGAAAGGCAGAGUGUACGGGCGUGUCUCGAAUAAGUGCAGAAAACGGGUGAGUCCGAUUGUUCAAGAUGCGUGGACUGGACCAAAUCAACAGAAUGCAGGACUCAAUGAAUCUGCAAUCGCGACCACCAGAUCGCGAGUUUUGGAGGUGCUCAGGAUGGGGAACCGCGGGAGAAGAGUUGGAUUGCUGUUGAAUCUGAUCCAGCAGCAGCUGCGGGUUCAACAUUCUUCUUUUUCAUCAUCAAAUUUGCGUUUUCCAACGAACUCAGGACUCCUGCCGCUGCAUCAGAUUCGAGCUCACCGGCUUCGGUGUCUUUUGGCACUGGCGCAACACUUCGACGACAGAUCGUGUGUCAGUGUUUCACAAAACUCUCCAUCGAUCAGCAAUCCAGGAUCUGGGAUCCCUCAACUAGCAUCAGAUCUAUCCACCAUCUCCCUUUCUCAUUCAUUGUAGCCUCACUCAGAUUCUCACGUACCUUCCAUACCUGUACCGUACACUAGAUAGACCAAAUUGUUCUUGAGACAGCCCUUGACUCUAUUUCCUGUGAUAUAUUUUUUGUCCAGCAAUGAAAUCGAAAAUCAUCAAGCAAUUUGUGAGUAUUGUCCCGUGAAAGGAUUCAGUCGCGUACUGCUUUACCAAUUUUCCACCCGCUGGCAUUCGUCGAUCUCAAGCCUUGAGCGGAUGUGAUUAUGCUGACCGGAAAUAAAAUCUGCUGGCCAAGGAUGAAAAAUCAGUGGGUCCUAUCAAAACAAUAGAUAUUAUAAGUUCAUGUUAUGAGUUCAUGGUUUUCAACCGUCCCAUUUGUGUCUCAAUCUCAUAAGACUCAUGAUAAUAGAUACAUAUAUUUGGCUCUAACGGUAGAUCCAGUGCAAAAGUGAUGUAAUAGUACAUUUUACACUCCAACUAUGAUAAUUUAGUAUUUUUAGACAUUCCCUCUACUUACCAUUUCAAGUCUAUGCCUUAAUGAAAAUAGUUCAUAUAAUCUAAAGUUGUUGUUUCAUAAAUCAUGAAGUCUAUUCAUGUGCAAGAUAUUAAAUUCUUUUUAUUGUG
Marchantia polymorpha subsp. ruderalis is the source of this 2243-nucleotide messenger RNA. NCBI's taxonomy places the organism in Eukaryota, Viridiplantae, Streptophyta, Marchantiopsida, Marchantiales, Marchantiaceae. The record is from the annotation of a GenBank genome assembly.